UGGUGUCGACAUAUCAAGUUAUUGAUGGCCAAAAUCCCAAAGAUACUACUAGAUUGAGGUCUGGGGGUACUAAACGAAGCAACGCAUCUCUUAACAAAGUUGAUCCUUGGUUCGACAACGAUUCUAUGGAACUGAUAAGGUACAACCCGGGUGAAGUUGAUAGAUCUCAUAUCCAAACUCCUGAAGUUGAGGUAUAUAAGCCGGCCAUGAAUACCCUGAUAUACUUCGCAAACGAAAAUAUUGCUGCCAAAGUAAAUGUGAACACGUUGAAUCAGGAAGGACUGGCCCCUAUUCAUCUUGCUGUUCGCAUCAAUGACGUUGGGACAGUAGCUUCUUUAUUGCAAAGUGGUGCAGAUAUCAAUCUUGCAGACAAAACUGGAUUGACGCCUCUCAUCACUGCAGCAAGGUUUAACAGGCCAGAGGUGGUUAGGCUUCUUCUUGAAAGAGGAGCUGAUCCUCUCAUUGGAAAUGAGUCUUAUUCGGUUUCACCACUUCACGAGGCUGCCAGAAGGGGCUUUAGAGAGAUUUGUAGUCAUCUGUUGAAUGAUUCUAGAAUAAAGGCUACUACUGUAAAUUAUGGAAGUUUUUCGCCUUUGCACAUGGCCUGCGUGGGCGGAGAUCGAGCCACAUGUGAGCUGAUCUUAAACCAUGGUGCCGACAUCACCUACACUUCGAGGAUAACUAAUAAUACGCCACUUCAUUUUGCGGCUUGGAAGGGAUACCAAUACAAUUGCGAACUUCUUAUCAAAGCAGGUAAUCGUUUACUCUCCCGACCUACCAAAACCAUUUGCUAG
Messenger RNA from Stylophora pistillata, 794 nucleotides. Its product is annotated as transient receptor potential cation channel subfamily A member 1 homolog. Gene Ontology annotation, molecular function: protein binding; monoatomic ion channel activity. Lineage: Eukaryota; Metazoa; Cnidaria; Anthozoa; Scleractinia; Pocilloporidae. The record is from RefSeq and is a predicted model, not a curated record. Gene Ontology annotation, biological process: monoatomic ion transmembrane transport. Gene Ontology annotation, cellular component: membrane; transmembrane transporter complex.